Messenger RNA from Leptopilina boulardi, 12068 nucleotides. It is a transcript of the gene SLO2, whose product is annotated as potassium channel subfamily T member 2. The transcript has 24 exons. Lineage: Eukaryota; Metazoa; Arthropoda; Insecta; Hymenoptera; Figitidae. Gene Ontology annotation, biological process: potassium ion transport. Gene Ontology annotation, molecular function: intracellular sodium-activated potassium channel activity. Bases 2853 to 7553 code for a protein of 1566 amino acids. Gene Ontology annotation, cellular component: membrane. The record is from RefSeq and is a predicted model, not a curated record.
UUUAUAAAGAAAUAAAUUUUUUUUUUGAAACAAUUUUUUUUAAAUUUGAAUUUUUAUAAUUCGUUUCACCUGGGAUUUUUUUUUGGGGGGUGAAGGGGGGUAAAAUGGGUUCUCUAUCUCGUGGCGCAGUCGCCUAGACAACGGCGGCGCCACGUGCAUGUAUGCGCACAUUACGCCGUUUUUCAAGCCAUAGGUAUGUGUAUUUUGCAAGUGAAGAAGCGAGAACUCCCGGGAUACGAGAAAGACAAAUUCCUCUAUGGAAUAUAAAAGGGGUAUUGCGGGGAUGAAAUCGGGACACACCGGGUGGAAUACGAGAGAAAACCGCUACGAUAUACCGCAGUAGGGGUGGCGAGCUCUGAGCCACCUCCCCCCUUGUUUGGAAAAAAAAAAUAAAAAAACGUCAUUGGCACACUGACGCAUGGUUGACGCACUCCCCCAUUAUCAGUGUCCCACGUUUUUAAUAAUAUCCCUUAGUUUCUUCUAUCGUUUUCAAAAAUAGUGCGCGAAUUAUUCUUUUAUUUCAUCUGUUUCGAUUUUAAGAAUAAAAACAAAAUCUUCCUCUUUCUCAUAUCUGAGUGAAAAAGAAAAACAAGAGAAAAAUUUAACAAAAAAAAAAAAACGUGUGAGUGAAAAAUUAAUAUAACUUAAGAAAAAGAAAAAAAAUUAAUUGGAGAAAUUUAUGAGAAAAAAAAAAUAAACUCUUCCUGUGAGUGGAAAAUUAUUUUUUAGAAAAUAUAAUUCAAAAAAUUUCAGUUGGAAAUUUAUAUAAACAGAUUAAUAGAAAUAUGAUUAUAAAAUAAAAAGGAAAUUGAGAGGAAAUUGAUGAAAAUGAUACAGAACGAGGAUAUUAAUUUUCCAAGAAGAUAGAAAAAUAAAUUAAAUUUCUAAUUAUUAUAAACUGAGAAUUCUACCAAAAAAAUGAAUUUUCUUUCUUCUCUUUUUUCAAGAAACAAAAUAAAGUUCAGAUAACAAAAACAAAAAAAAAAAAAAAAAAAAAAAACUACAGUUAAAGUGUUAAAAAAAUAAAUAAAUGUUGAAAUUGUGAAAAGUUAAAAGUGUUAAAUUAUUAAUUAUAAAAAAAAUCAUUUUCGAACAAUUUAAAUAAUAUAGAAUUAAAAAAAUAUUUUCUAUAGAAAAUUAAAAUAUAAUAAUAAUAGUUUUAUCAAAAAAUAGAAUUGUAGUGAAAAAAAAAAACGAAAUCUCGAAAAACAAAAAACUGAACCUUCAAAAGCAAUCACGUGACUGGUGAUUAUUUAUCCCGCGCGAGACAGACGUUUCAAUUUUAAUAAACCAAAUUGUGUGAUAAUUAAUUAGUCAUUUUGAUUAGUGAAAUAAUUUCAAAAGCCAAUGGGUUUUAUUACUCUGUCCAUGACCUUGACUCUGACCCAGAAAUUUCCUUUUGUCGAUACAAUUCUCUUCCCUUGGAAAGUAAAAUAGUUUAUCAAAAGAAAAGUAAACAAACAUUUAUUUAGAAAAAAAAAAAAUAAUCGCAAAACAAAAAUAUUUGAAAAAAAUGAAUUUUCACUAUAUAUAUAUACAUGGAAAUUAAUAGCUAUACUUGAAAUAAUGGCAACAGGAUAAAAAGUAAAGAGAAAUAAAUAUGUUUUGUUGUCCUUGAUGUGAAUCGAUGAAAGCUUUUUAUCCGAGUAGAAACAGAAUUUUCCUUCUCCAAUUUUUUAAGUGAUCCACUUUUCCUCUAAAUUCAAAAUAUCCUAUUAUUUCAAAAAUUCACUAAAAAAAAGAAAAGAAAAGAAAAAACGUUAUAAAAAAGGCUAAAAUAAUAAUAUUUUAAAAUAGUAUACAAAAUUGUAAAAACGGAAAAUUCUAAAAAAAAAAAAAUUCAAAACAGAUAAAUUAAAAAAUUUAAAAAAUUCAUAUUUAUCAUGUUCAUAUAUGAUAGUGAAAUUUUUUUUUUCUUUGCAAAUGUUAAAAAUGACAGAGUAUUAAAAAAAAUAUAAAAAAAAAACCCCCUACCAAGAAGUUGGAUGCAUGGAAAAAUGUUAUAAGAAGAUUAAAAUGAUAAAAAUGUCAUGAUAUAGAAAUGAUGUGAAAUUAUAAAAGAAAAUCAUAAAAAAAAAUGACAAAUGAUAAAUGACAAAACUGUUAUAUUAAAAAAAAAAAAAUGUUAUAAAAUCGAGAAAAAUUAAAAACCAGAUAUUAUUAGAAAAUAAUAAAAGUUUACAUAUCCGAAGAAUAUUAUAAUUGUUAUUGACUGGUUUUAUUACACACAUUUAUUAUAUACAAUAAGAAAAGUUGUUACCUCGUUAAUUGAGAUUUAUGGAAAAUUUUAUUAGUGCCAAAACUAAAGAACUUCGAUUGGAGACAAUUAACAAAAAAAAAAAAAAAAUAAAAAUAUUGAAAAAUUAAGUUAUUAGUAAGAUAAAACUGUUUCAAGACAAUGUCAAGAUAUCGAUGAUAAAAUCGUUGCUGUCGCAUUGUUCGACAGAUUUAAUAUUUAAUUAAACCUCAAGUAAGAAAAGAAAAGAAAAGAAAAGAAAAAAAAAGGUUUAAAAAUGAAAGAAAAACGAAAAAAAGGAUAUGAAAAGCAGCUAUCAAAAAAAAGAGGAAAAAAUAAAUAAAAAAAUAAUAAUAAAGAAUAGUAAAAUAAAAAAAGGCCUUAAUGAUACAAAUUCAUUUUAGACAUUAAAAUUUUCUUUUGUUAUAAACUUAAUUAUAAUUUUCAAUCAAUUUCACAUUAAUUUUAAAUCUUAAAUCAAUUUUGAAAUAAAUUGACAUUUGAAUGAUAGAGUUAUUAUUAUAAAAAAAAAAAUAUAUAUUUUGUGGUGGCGAUAAGACGCGAGCCUCGGGAUGAUAUUCGAGGUUUAAAUGCAUCCUCAGAGCCACUCAUUGAAAUGAGCAAUAAAGAAUGGGACUACGAAGCACUACCGGAAGUGACAACGAGUGUAAUAUUGACACCAACGUCAACUCCGCCUACAAUACAAAAAAUACAAUCAACACCAAGGGUUUAUUUUCAAGCAGAAAAUCUGGCAUCUAUCAGAAGAAGAAGCAGCUCGAGGCAAUUUGCUUCACAAUCAUCUUAUCGAAGACGAAGUCGGAGUAUGAGUGCCUGGAGCGAUCUUUCGAGAGCUUCAUUCAAAUUCGAAGAAAGAGUUCGUGUUGAGUAUUACGUGAAUGAGAAUACAUUCAAGGAACGCCUUCAACUCUACUUCAUCAAGAACCAACGCUCGAGUCUAAGGAUACGAUUAGCCAACCUUUUUUUUAAACUAUUAACAUGCUUCCUGUAUAUUUUUCGAGUUGUCACCGACAACGAUCCAACAUUCGCCGCAUGUUACGGCUGCACUGCCGGCAACAAGAGCGAGUUUCUUGUGUCGAGACAUCUCACGGGAGAAGAGUUUCAAGACAAUCCAACCAUCAACUGGGAUGCAAUCCUGUGGGUGAGAAGACCCCUGGAAUUGUGGAUCGUUCAGGUGAUUCUCGCGAUAAUAUCACUGACAGAGACUUUGCUACUCGCUUAUCUGGGAUACAAGGGGAACAUCUGGCAGCAACUUAUGUCUUUCCAUUUCAUUCUGGAAUUAGUCACAACGAUUCCUUUUACUGUUACAUUACUGUAUCCACCAAUGAGAAAUCUCUUUAUACCAGUUUUUCUGAAUUGUUGGCUGGCGAAACAUUCAUUGGAAAAUAUGUUCAACGAUUUACAUCGAGCAAUGCAAAAAUCUCAGUCAGCUCUAAGUCAACAGCUAAUGAUUCUUAGCGCCACGUUAUUGUGCCUUGUUUUCACCAGCGUCUGUGGAAUACAACAUUUUCAGAGGGCAGGACACAGACACCUAAACCUCUUUCAAAGCACAUAUUAUGUCGUUGUAACGUUUUCCACGGUCGGAUACGGAGAUUUCGUGCCUGACAUUUGGCCUUCUCAACUCUACAUGGUCAUUAUGAUCUGCGUAGCGCUUAUAGUUCUUCCAACGCAAUUUGAGCAGUUGGCCUUUACGUGGAUGGAGAGACAGAAGCUGGGUGGUUCCUAUUCGUCUCAUAGAGCACAAAAUGAAAAGCACGUUGUCGUGUGCAGCACAACCUUACAAGCAGAUACCAUUAUGGAUUUUCUUAAUGAAUUUUACGCUCAUCCUUUGCUUCAGGACUAUUACGUGGUUCUAUUGUCGCCAAUGGAAUUGGAUACGACGAUGAGAAUGAUUCUUCAAGUGCCGAUUUGGGCUCAACGGGUGAUUUACAUUCAGGGCUCGUGCCUGAAAGAUGGUGAUCUCGCGAGAGCUAGGAUGAAUGAGGCUGAGGCCUGUUUUAUCCUUGCUGCGCGAAAUUAUGCGGACAAAGCUGCCGCUGAUGAACACACCAUCCUCAGGUCCUGGGCCGUGAAAGAUUUUGCACCCGAUGUACCACAAUACGUUCAAAUCUUCCGUCCAGAGAAUAAGCUCCAUGUGAAAUUCGCCGAACACGUCGUUUGUGAAGACGAAUUUAAAUAUGCCCUUUUGGCGAAUAAUUGCACGUGUCCUGGAGCAUCAACUCUGGUUACUUUAUUACUUCACACAUCACGAGGACAGGAAGGCCAACAGUCACAAGAAGAGUGGCACAGGCUUUACGGAAAAUGCUCGGGCAACGAGAUUUAUCACAUAAUUCUAGGGGAUUCACGAUUUUUCGGUGAAUACGAAGGAAAGUCGUUUACGUACGCCUCGUUUCACAGUCACAGAAAAUAUGGAGUUGCCUUGGUUGCAGUUAGACCGGCAGAGCUGCCUGAAUUCUACGAGGAUACAAUUCUUCUCAAUCCUGGUCCACGACAUAUCAUGAAAAAAACAGACACCUGUUACUACAUGAGUAUAACGAAAGAGGAGAAUUCUGCAUUUGUAGUGGCAAAUAAUAAUAAUAAUAAUAAUCAAACAACUGGUACAGAAUUUUCGGGCGUUGCUGUUGAAACAAAACAACAGGAUGCAGCAUCAACAACAGAUGCAAAUCCAACAACAUCAACAUCAGCUGCAACAACAACAACAACAAUGUCAACGACAACAACAACUGGAGGGAAUGGUACAGCCUUGAUGAGUAAAGAUGUUGAAAUGCACCGUCGAUGUGAAAAUAAUAUUAAAGAAACAACAAACAGGCAGGAGACCUGUAAUAAUAAUAAUAACAAUAAUAAUAAUUUCAUAACUCCCAGGGCUAGUUUGCCCCCUGUUAUAUUGCAGGUCCCCCUUAGCACGUCCACACUCCAACAUCACAACUUACUCGCAUCCGAUGUCCACCCAACAUAUCUCGAUACCGGAGCAAUAGGUGACUCAAGACAAUGUCUAAAGGACGCAGGAUCCUCGCCACAAACACCAAUUACAACAAAUCAUUUGGACGUUCCAAGAUCCAUGGAUCCAAAUCCAAAUCUUCUUAGUCCAGAAAUUUUAACACAAAGAAGAGGUAGUAGAAGACCGAGUAUUUUACCUGUACCCGAUAUGUUAACAAGUUCGACGUUAAAUUUACCUGGUCAAGAAUCAUUGGAUCACGAAGGUGAUGAAUCGGAAGAUGAAUUAGACGACGAUGUUCCCUGGAGAUCUCCUAGUGAAAAGAUAGCAAUCGUCAAAGGAUUUCCGCCUGUCUCUCCUUUCAUUGGAGUCUCACCAACUCUUUGUUAUUUACUCAAGGAAAAAAAGCCACUUUGUUGCCUUCAGCUGGCUCAAGUUUGUGAGCAUUGCAGUUAUAGAAAUGCUAAAGAAUAUAAUUGGCAGAAUAAAACAAUUAUUUUAGCCGCCGACUAUGCGAGCAAUGGAAUCUAUAAUUUUAUAAUUCCAUUAAGAGCCCACUUUAGGUCAAAAACAUCUUUAAAUCCCAUCAUACUCCUGCUGGAAAGGAGACCGGAAAUUGCAUUUCUGGAUGCUAUUUCCUAUUUUCCUCUGAUCUAUUGGAUGCUGGGCUCCAUAGAUUGCCUAGAUGACCUUUUACGAGCUGGUAUCACUUUAGCGGAAAAUGUCGUGGUAGUCAACAAAGAACUCAGCAAUUCUGCUGAGGAAGACACAUUGGCAGAUUGUAAUACAAUAGUUGCUGUGCAAACCAUGUUCAAAUUUUUUCCGAGCAUAAAAAGCAUAACGGAAUUAUCGCAGUCGAGUAAUAUGCGAUUCAUGCAGUUCCGAGCACACGACAAGUAUGCCCUUCACCUCAGCAAAAUGGAAAAGGUACUCCUCAGUGCUACUUCCGGUGACAGCUACCCCGCUGAGCCUCACAUGGGCUCCCCGAGAGAAAAGGAGAGAGGCUCUCACAUAUCCUAUAUGUUUCGUCUGCCCUUUGCUGCUGGAAGUGUUUUCAGUGCCUCAAUGUUGGACACUCUUCUUUAUCAAGCAUUCGUCAAAGAUUAUGUGAUAACAUUUGUUAGAUUACUACUUGGUGUCGAUCAAGCGCCAGGAUCUGGAUUUUUAACAUCUAUGAAAAUAUCAAAAGAAGAUAUGUGGAUAAGAACUUAUGGGAGACUUUAUCAAAAAUUGUGUUCGACAACUUGUGAAAUACCAAUAGGAAUAUAUAGAACUCAGGAUACAACGUUAACUGACACUUCACACGGUGACUCAGAUGCUGAGAGUGACGCCGGUGUUGGUGUGACAUACAAAAUACGACAUUCAUCAGCAGCAUCCUGUUUAGCUAAUUGUACCAGUCGUGAUAAGGGUUCUUCUCCUGUGAGUAAAGUCGAUGUGUCGAUUAACAGCUUUGGCAAAAUUUCUGACAAGUAUUCGGUGAGUGUUGGCGAUGAGGCAAGGGACAAUCAUGCCCAACAAAUAGAACGUGCAGAAAUAGCAAAUCUCGUGCGUUCAAGAAUGGAAUCAUUAAAUUUACCAAUAGCCGAUUACGAUGAUGUCUCAGAGAAACGUAAUAGUCUCUCAUAUGUGAUCAUUAAUCCCAGCUGUGAUUUAAAACUUGAGGAAGGCGAUAUUGUUUAUUUAGUACGACCGAGUCCAUUUUCAGCGCAAAAAACAUUUGAACGUCAUAAUUCAAGGAGAAAAAGUAACAUUAGCUUUUGUUCAGCGCAAUUAGUUCAACAAAUGAGCGCUGCCGUUGCAUCGGCUGGACUUACUGGCGCUGGAUCAGGAAGUCGUCGUGGCUCUGGGAUCGGAUUGGCCAGGGCACCACCACUCGGGAAUACAAAAUCAAAUUCACUUUCUCUACCAGACAGUCCCACCGUGGCCGGUAGCUUGAGGGGUCGUUCAAAUUCCCUUCGAGUCGUUGACGAUAUACUACUCAGACGUAGCAACUCAUUGAGGCAAGGUUUAAGUGGAGUGUCAAGAAGAAAAAGUAGCCUCGAGGACAUUGGCCUGGGUUCACUUUCGCAUCAUUCAAAUUAUAAUCCUAUUAAAAUUGCCUUGAACGGUUCCAUUGGAUUGGAAGUAACGCCACCUGAAGAAGGUGGUUCACAAGGUGUAAGUGCUUCCAAUACUGGAAUUCUUGAUGUUGGCCUUCCUACAAUACCUGCAUUUGGAAUGGGAUUGAAUCCAACGGGAUUGGGUGGUUCAUUGGGUGGAUUAUAUGAUCCCCCAUCAAUUCAAGAACCAAUUGGUCCUGCAAUUCAAUCCUCAUCCACGCAAGGUUCACAGGAUCCACAGCAUAUACAAGGGACAUUUGUAUGAUAUCAUCUCAUGUGGGGACGCAGGCUCUCCAAUGUAGUCAGAAAUAAAAAUCAGCAAACGAACUUUCGUAAUAUUAUCUAAUUUUUGCUGAAUUCACGUUCCCACAUGUAAAAAAUAGAACAAUGAUGAUAUAUAUAUAUAUAUAGUUAUAGGAUAUUAAAUAAAAUAGGUGGGAGAGACUCUUAUUUUUAUUCUUUCAUCUUCUUCAAAAGUCGCCGUCGUGUUCGUUGUUGUCAAUUAUUCGGGGAAUAUCAAUUUUUUUUUUUUUGCACUCAGAGAAAAGGUACUAUUCUUUGAAACAAAAAAAUUUUUUUUACAUUCAGUCAUGUUCUUAUCAAACUUUUUUUUUCCCCCGAUAUGUCAAUUUUGUGUGCCAAAAUUGUAAUUCUAUUGCAUUUAAUCAUAGAAAAUUAAUGGGUAUUAAAAUAAGUUGCAACGCUUAUUAUUUUAAUCAAAUUUUUAUUUUAAUUCAUUUUGGUAUUAAAAAUAAGUAAAAUUGGAUUAAAAUAAUAGUUGCAGCUUAUUUUAAUGCCUUUGAAUUUUUUGUGAAACAAUUGAUUUAUUUUAAUAAAUUUUUCUCGAAUUUGAUUGAUUCAAAUAAAUGAAUUAGUAAAAAUACUAAUUUGAAUUAGUGACUCACUUUUUGCUUCUGAAUUAGUAAAAUUUUACUAAUUUUACUUUAACUAACAAUUAGUAAAAUUUAACUAAUUCUAAAGCAAAAUAUUUAAAUUAGUAAACAUUUUUACUAAUUCAGAUUUAGAUAGUGUAUAGCAAUUCUUUUAUUAUUAUUCACAGAAAAUUAAAAGGCAUUAAAAUAAGCUGCAACGCUUAUUAUUUUAAUCCAAUUUUGCUUAUUUUAAUCCAUUUUGGUAUUAAAAUAAGCAAAAUUGGAUUAAAAUAAGAAGCGUUGCAGCUUAUUUUAAUGCCUUUUCAUUUUCUGUGUUAUUAUUAAUAUUCUUAUUCUUAGAAUUAUUAUAAAAAUUUGAUUGUUUUAAGAAAAUUUUUUUCUGAGUGUGCAUAAUAAGUCAGCGGUGACGAAAUAAGGAAAAUUUUCAUUUUUUUUUCGAUAUUAAUUUUUCUGUUUUGAAAAAAAAUGACAAAUUCCAAUAAUUUUUAAACUAGUUUAAGCAAAUAUUUUACAUUCAAAAAACAUGUGGUUAAAAUUUUAAAAUAGAAAUAAUUUUUCAAUAAAUUAAAAACUUUUGAAAUAUCGCACAUUUUGUAUAAAAAAAAAAAAAAAAAAAUUUUUAUAGAAGUUAUUUUAAUUUAUCUGAAUUUUCGAAGAAAUAAAUAAUUGCGAUUUUAAUAAUUUAUUAAUGAAUAAUAAUUAUAAUAAAAUUCUAUUGCAAUUUUACAAUUUUUACUUGUAAAAUUCAUACGUAAAAAAGUAAAUUAACUAAAAUUAGUAGACAAUAUUAAGAUUCGAAUUAAUAAAACGAAUUUAUAUAAUUUCAACUCAAUGAUGCUUUUGCACACGAAAAAAAGAAACAAUUUUUUUUUUCAACAUAACUAAUUUAAAGUUGAAAAAAAAAUGAAAAUUUCGUCCCGCAGACUUGGAUUUUUUUUUCUCGAUAUUCGACGACUUAAAUUUCAAGCUACCUGCUAUUAACACGAAGGUAACUCCGAUGGUUGAGAAAAUCCCGUGUGGUGGUGUUCCUGACGCUUCGUGUCCUGGAGUUUAAAAAAAAAAAAAUAAAAAUAACUUUUUCCUUAAAAAUCGAGUGUCGAGUGGAAAUAUUCAAGACUCAAAUUGUGUGAAAAGUGAAAGACAAUAUACCACAUGAGCAAAAACAAAAAAAAAAAAAAAAAUGACAUUAAAAUUCAUAUCCGUGAUAGUGUCAAAAUUAUUUUAUUUGACUCUCAAAAAUAUAUUAGAAUCAAUAUCGCAAUCAUUUUUGAGGAUCAAUCAAGAAAAAAAAAAGCAGAUGACGCUUUAGUAAAGCUUAGAGUAAAUAGUAAUAUAAUUUAUAUAUAUAUAAUAAUUGCGAACGUUGAAAAAUGGAAAACUGUGAAAAAAAAGUGCAAAAGCGACCUAAAUGCAAAUUCUCAUUAAAUUUAUUAAUUAAGCAUAUUAAAUUAGAAAAUUAUAUAUGUUAAACAUAAAAAAUGUUUCAAUUUCUAGAUUUUAUUUUCAAACAAAAAAAAAAAAAAAAAGAAUUAUGAAUUAUUGCACUUUUGUGAAUAUUGCAAAGAGUUUUUUUUUUCCAAAUAUUCUUUUAAUGCAUAUCAUGUUUUCUAAACUUUUGAUUAUGUAUAAAUUAUUUAAAUGAAUUUUGAUCAAUCAUUUAGACAAUCUUGAAAAAUAAUCGAAAUUUAUAAAUUUAUUACAACAAUUUUAUUGGUCCAAAAUAAUUUCAAAGACUUUUUAUUGCUCAUUGUAUUAUUAUAAUCUCGCAAAAAAAAAAAGAUAUAUAUCUAUAGCUAAAAAUUAAUUAAUUUUUAAUUAAUCAAUUUUUUUCUAAUUUUUUUCUUUCUGCAAAUUUUAAUUAUUCUGCGACAAUCUCUUUUUGUUAUAAAUAAAGAAUCUGAUGGAAAAUCCUCAAAUAUACCUCAAAUUUAUCAAAUGCAUAUAAUAAAGAGUGCAUUUUUUUUUUUUUUUUUUGCAGAAAGCGGGAUCAGUCAAAUGUAAACUCGACCAAUUUACAUAAUGUUUAUUUAAAAAAAAAAAUUUUUUUGUUAUGCUCUUUGAUUUUCAAGAAUUCUUUAAAUAGAAAUUAAAAAAAUAAUGUUUCACUCUAAUUAGAAAAAGUACAAAAUAAAAAAGUUUUUAAUAAAUCUUUAAAUAAUUCAAAAAAAUUAAUAUUUUCAACUUAUUCUAUUUAAUUAUUAUUCUAAUUGCAUUGUACUUUAAAUAAUUGUAAUUUAAACCAAUUUAUCCACAAAAUAUAAAAUAAUUUUUAAAUAAAAAAUGUAUUUCCAAAAUUUUUUCUUUAGAGCAGAAUUCGCUUUUCUUAUUAAAAGUAUAAAUAAUGAUAUAAAUAUUUUUCGUAAUAUUUACAGUAAUUUCACACUAUUUUUAUUUUUGUUUUUUUGUUUUUUGUUUAGAUAAAAACUUGUAAUAUAGCCUGCAUUAUCUAAGUUCGUCUUCGAUAAUUCAUUUAAAACACAUGUAUUAUAUAUAAAUAUUACUACAAAUGACUUCAAAAAAUAAAUCUGAGGCAUCGAUUUUUUUAGAAUUUUCAAUUAUUAAAAUCUAGAAUCGAAAUUUAGAAGUCUAGAGACAAAAAAAAUACCGUAAAGUGUGAAAUCGAAUGUCCGAAUGUGUGUGUUUUAAUCGAGUAUGCAUGUAUAUAUAGUUAAAGAUUUGUCAUAUAGAAUUUAAAAAAAAAAAAAAAAAUUAUUUAAGGAUAAUAAAUUUGCGAGACGAAUUAAUAUGUCACGCCGAAAUACAGAAACAAUACUGCGAGAAUUAUAAUUCCUCUUUGACGAGUAACAAUAAUAAUUAAAUCGCAUUAUCUACAUUAUAUAUAUACACAGGUAGUCCAUAUCGCAUCGGGGAGGGCUCCAAAAAAAAAUAUGACCAAACAAAUUUUUUCAAAAACUUUCAUCAAAAAAAAAAAAAAAAAAAAAAAAAAAAAAAAAAAAAACAUUUGCACAGUAUUUUUUUUAACUAUAAAAACGUAUUUUCAUGUUACGGAACUCGAUUUUCAAUAGUUGCAAUUCUUUUUAAUUUUAUUAUAAUUAAUAUUAUAUAUAUUUUGUUAUAUUAUUAUAGUGAUAUUAUCAUGUUAAUUUUAUUUAUAUAAAUUAUGACUGUUGAAAAUAUUUGUUAUUUAUUGUAAAAAUUAAGGUCGAGUUCCAUAACAAAUAUAAAAAAAAAAAAUUCUUCGAAAAAAUAUUCGCAAUACGAUGUAUAUGAGUGAUAAAUCACAAAUUUUUGAUCGUGUGACUCACGAAAGCAUCGAGUACUAUACAUAUUUGCGUAGAAGAAUAAAUUUGUAGAUUGUACUUCUCUCGACCAGAAAACAAAAUGUUAUAUACGUGAUUGCACGUGAUGUAAAAUAUUAAAAAAAAAAAAAAAAAAAAAAAAAAAUGUAUCAUAUUGCCAUCAUUGCAAAAACAUCUCGUUCGCUCGCAACGGAUUAAAUUUAUUAUAAAAUAAAUUAUUAUAAAGCAAAUUGUUUAUUUAUUUAAAAACAACUUUUUAUUUUUUAAAAAAAAAUGAGAUUUAAUAAAAAAAGAAACUCAUUUUAGAUAAUUAUAUUCAGGCGUAAUAAAAUAUUACAUAGCUUAAAAUAUUGAUGCAUCGUACUUUUUUUUAAUCGAAUACAUUUUUGGAAUGUUCUACAAAUUAAUAAUUAUUUACAAAACUGGACAAUUUUCUAACGACGCGCCAUUAAAAAUUUUCAGUCAGUAUCUUGUAUAUAUAUAUAUAUGUAUAUAUCAAGAUUUAUAUUAUGUGCAUACACUUCUUUUGUGUAUAGUAAAAUUACAAGUAAAUUUUAUAAUACUUAGAUUUUCUCUCACUCGUUACAUUCUUUUUUUUUUUUUUUUUUUUUUUUUUGUUUUCUUAAU